CUCCAAGUCCCAGUGGCCCCUGGGCUGGGGCCCUAGUGGGCGGAGGCAGAGGGGGAGCCAGGGGCGGGGAAAGAAGUCCGGGAGUGAGAGAAUGAGGCUGGGUAGCCAGGAAGGCGGCUAGCAGCGGAGGAGUCGAGCCAGCCGAGGGGCUCCCGCUGUGCCAGGCGGGCAGUGCCAAAUCCCAGGAGCCCAGAGGUGGGGGGAGGGCCGGGGACAGCCCGGCCCUGCCCCCUUCCCGAGCGAGGUGCCCAUCAACUUCGGAAGAAAGUUUGGCUUCGGGUACAGCGGUGGUGUCUCGAGGAUGGGCAGGGUCCCGCUGGCCUGGUGCUUGGCGCUCUGCUGCUGGGGCUGUGCAGCCUCUGAGGACACACAGAGCGAGGCUGGCAGCCCGUUUGUGGGGAACCCAGGGAAUAUCACUGGUGCCAGAGGACUCACGGGGACCCUUCGGUGUGAGCUCCAGGUUCGGGGGGAACCCCCCGAGGUGCUGUGGCUUCGAGACGGACAGAUCCUAGAACUGGCUGAUAACACCCAGACCCAGGUGCCUCUGGGCGAAGACUGGCGAGAUGAGUGGAAAGUGGUCAGCCAGCUCAGAAUCUCAGCCCUGCGACUUGAAGAUGCAGGAAAGUACCAGUGCGUGGUGUUCCUGGAAGGACGGACCUUCCUGUCUCAGCCCGGCUUUGUGGGGCUGGAAGGUCUCCCGUACUUCCUGGAGGAGCCUGAAGACAAAGCCGUGUCUGCCAACACACUCUUCAACCUAAGCUGCCAGGCACAGGGACCCCCGGAACCUGUGGACCUACUCUGGCUUCAAGAUGCUGUUCCCCUGGCCCAAGUCACAAGACACAGCUCUCAGAACACUCUUCGAGUCCCCGGUCUGAACAAGACAUCGUCUUUCUCCUGUGAGGCCCACAACGCCAAGGGAGUAACCACCUCCCGCACGGCCACUAUCACAGUGCUCCCCCAGAGGCCUCAGCAGCUCCACGUGGUUUCCAGACAGCCCACGGAGCUAGAGGUAGCCUGGACCCCGGGCUUCAGUGGCAUCUACCCGCUUACCCACUGCAACCUGCAGGCUGUGCUGUCAGAUGAUGGGGUGAGCGUCCGGCUGGGAGAGCCAGAUCCUCCAGAAGAGCCCCUCGCACUGCAAGUGUCCGUGCCCCCCCACCAGCUUCGGCUGGAAAAGCUCCUUCCUCACACCCCAUACCACAUCCGGGUAUCCUGCACCAGCAGCCAGGGCCCUUCGCCCUGGACCCACUGGCUUCCGGUGGAGACCACGGAGGGAGUGCCUUUGGGCCCCCCCGAGAAUGUUAGCGCCCUGCGGAAUGGGAGCCAGGCCCUCGUGCGUUGGCAGGAGCCACGGGCGCCACUGCAGGGCACCCUGUUAGGGUACCGGCUGGCAUAUCGAAGCCAGGACACCCCCGAGGUUCUUAUGGACAUAGGGCUAAAGCGAGAGGUGGCCCUGGAGCUGCGGGGGGACAGGCCUGUGGCUAACCUGACUGUGUCUGUGGCGGCCUAUACCUCUGCUGGGGACGGGCCCUGGAGCCUUCCUGUGCCCCUGGAGCCCUGGCGCCCAGGGCAAGAACAGCCAAUCCACCAUCUGGUGAGUGAACCCCCACCUCCUGCCUUCUCGUGGCCCUGGUGGUAUGUGCUGCUGGGAGCAGUUGUGGCCGCUGCCUGUGUCCUCAUCUUGGCCCUGUUCCUUGUCCACCGGAGGAAGAAGGAGACCCGCUAUGGGGAGGUGUUCGAGCCCACAAUGGAAAGAGGUGAGCUGGUAGUGAGGUACCGCGUCCGAAAGUCCUACAGCCGCCGGACCACCGAAGCCACCCUGAACAGCCUGGGCAUCAGCGAAGAGCUGAAGGAGAAACUACGGGAUGUCAUGGUAGAUCGACAUAAGGUGGCCUUGGGGAAGACCCUGGGAGAAGGAGAGUUUGGUGCUGUGAUGGAGGGCCAGCUCAACCAGGAUGACUCCAUCCUCAAGGUCGCUGUGAAGACAAUGAAAAUUACCAUCUGCACAAGAUCGGAGCUGGAAGAUUUCCUGAGUGAAGCUGUCUGCAUGAAGGAAUUUGACCACCCCAACGUCAUGAGGCUCAUUGGCGUCUGCUUCCAGGGUUCUGACCGAGAAGGCUUCCCGGAACCUGUGGUCAUCUUGCCUUUCAUGAAACAUGGAGACCUUCACAGUUUCCUCCUGUAUUCUCGGCUUGGGGACCAGCCAGUGUUCCUGCCCACUCAGAUGCUGGUGAAGUUCAUGGCCGACAUCGCCAGUGGCAUGGAGUACCUGAGCACCAAGAGAUUCAUCCAUCGCGACCUGGCUGCCAGGAACUGCAUGCUGAACGAGAACAUGUCCGUGUGCGUGGCAGACUUCGGACUCUCCAAGAAGAUCUACAACGGGGACUACUACCGCCAGGGGCGCAUCGCCAAGAUGCCGGUCAAGUGGAUCGCCAUCGAGAGCUUGGCAGAUCGCGUCUACACCAGCAAGAGCGACGUGUGGUCCUUCGGUGUGACAAUGUGGGAGAUCGCCACCCGAGGCCAGACCCCGUAUCCGGGAGUGGAGAACAGCGAGAUUUACGACUACCUACGCCAGGGGAACCGCCUCAAACAGCCUGUGGACUGUCUGGACGGCCUGUAUGCCUUGAUGUCCCGGUGCUGGGAGCUGAACCCCCGGGACCGGCCAAGUUUUGCAGAGCUUCGGGAAGACCUGGAGAACACGUUGAAGGCUCUGCCGCCGGCUCAGGAGCCUGAUGAAAUUCUCUAUGUCAACAUGGAUGAGGGCGGAGGUGCCCUUGAGCCCCCUGGUGCCACAGGCGGAGCCGACCCCCCAACCCACCCUGAUCCUAAGGAUUCCUGCAGCUGCGUCACUGCGGCCGACGUCCACUCCACCGGACGCUAUGUCCUUUGUCCUUCUACCGCCCCUGGACCUGCUUUGUCUGCUGACAGAGGCUGCCCAGCACCCCCAGGGCAGGAGGACGGAGCCUGAGACAAUCUGCCAGCUGGGACACUCUCUCAGGAUCCAAGCUAGGCACUGCCACUGGGGGAAACCUCACCUCCACUCUGCCACUCCAGGCCUUCUCCCCAACUGCAGCACAGUCUCGCCUCCCUUCUCAGAUUCAGUCCAGGAAGAUGUGCCCAGGACUGUGCCCUAAGCCUCCUAUCUAUAAAAACAAGGGAUGGACCAUCCAAAGGACCUUCUUGGAUCUCACGUCCCAACAUUCUAGGUUCUAAGCUUCGGGUUUAGAUUUCACGGUCCUCAGAGAUGAUGGUCUUUGAUUCCAAGGAACCGAGAUGCUGUGUUCUAGCUCUGAAGUGCUGUUGUUGGACACAUGGCCCAUUCUUCCAAGGCUCUGAGAUUCUGUGGCUCUGGAUUUUCUUGGUUCUAAAAUUCUUAGCAAUGGCCCUCAUGGUGUUAAGUUGCAUAGCUCUGAGAUUCCAGGCUCUAAGCCCUGGUGGUUCUAGACUUUAUUUUUCUGGAACCUAGUAGAAUAUUCUACAUUUUAAAAUUCUAAGUAUUCUAGGCAGCAGGUUCUAAGGUAAUGCCGUUCUCAGAUUUAACAGUCUAAGGCUCAUGUUGGAAUACUCCAGAUCAGAAUGCUUCAAACUUUUGUUUUCUUCAUUUCUAAGGUUCCAGUGAUGGUCAGCUACAGUUUCUGAGGCAUUGUGAUCACAGAUUCUUUUAAUACAAUAUCCUGCAUUUCAAGGGAAUAAGAUUCUACAAUCUGAAAUUCAAAAGCUUUAAGAGUCUCCAGAUAGAGUCUAAGCUAUGAUGUGAUGAUAAUCUGAAAAUUUUGUCCAGGGGUCUAGGCUCUUUAAGCUUCCACAUCAUAUGCUCCAAGAUUACAGAUUCUGAAGCUCUAAAACUCUGACACUGGCCUGCUCUUGAUCUCAGGCACUGUGCUGUGCUGUGGGCCUGAGACUGGGUCCGCAGCAUCUGAGUCAUAAGAGGCUCACUGUUAAUUAGGACUAACUAAACACCAAAGUUCUAACCACUUCUAAUGCUGGACACUCUAGGUUCUGUGCUGCUUUCUGCCUUUCCAGCACUUAGUUAAAUGUCCAAGAACACAUAUUUCUAAAAGAUCUUAAAGCACUAAGCACUAUAAUUUAAGAAUCCAAUGUUCUGAGUGUCUAAGAUCCUGAAGGUCCACAGGUUUAGAAUAUUAGGUCUGAUUCUAAGGAUGGAAGCUUGCAGUAUUUGUCUCUUAAGCCCUGUCUUUAGCCACCUAUGCUUCCUCCUCUCCUGGUGUGGGGCGCACCCCACAUUAAGCCUGUGCAAUGCAUUGGGAAUGCCUCCUUUCCUCCAAGGGAUGGGGCACCUCCCCUCCUUUUGGGCCACGGUGCCCCCUUGAGCCAGUCCCUCAUCCUGUCUGAAGUGUGGACUUUGGUGCCUCCAGAGAGGCUCAGAUCACAUAAAACUUUUGUAAAUCACUA
This is a messenger RNA of Meriones unguiculatus (Mongolian gerbil), 4413 nucleotides long. RefSeq names its product AXL receptor tyrosine kinase (gene Axl). Gene Ontology annotation, cellular component: signaling receptor complex. The transcript has 20 exons. Gene Ontology annotation, biological process: cell migration; phagocytosis; nervous system development. The record is from RefSeq and is a predicted model, not a curated record. Gene Ontology annotation, molecular function: protein binding; transmembrane receptor protein tyrosine kinase activity; ATP binding. The coding region runs from base 302 to 2968 and encodes 888 amino acids. NCBI's taxonomy places the organism in Eukaryota, Metazoa, Chordata, Mammalia, Rodentia, Muridae.